Ectocarpus sp. CCAP 1310/34 is the source of this 820-nucleotide messenger RNA. The record is from the annotation of a GenBank genome assembly. NCBI's taxonomy places the organism in Eukaryota, Phaeophyceae, Ectocarpales, Ectocarpaceae.
CGAAACACAGUCUCCGUUUGCGCACGGUGGCCUCGAUGGUUCCUCGCAGUCGGCCUGGAUGAGGGCCUGGGCAUAGGACAGGGGGCGGUCUGAGCGUUUCCGCUUGCUCCAGCCGAUGCACCGUGAAAGGAACUGUCGGUGGGUCCCAUUGAGCUCCGUGUAGUUCUCCGCUGUUAGGCUCCACGAGGCGCACCCAAAUAGGAGAGUCUACAUCACUUCAGCCUGGAGUAGCCGGAUCUUGAGCUGGCGGUCGGCCCGUUGCCUGUCGUACAUCGAAGCACUGUUCCGGCGGUAGCCCUUCCACGCUCGGCAGCUGCGGCUCGUGAUCUCCCGGUCGGCCUUCCCGUCCGCGGAGAUAAACCAUAAUCGACUUCGUAAGUCGCGAGGGAAGGGAUUGCUGUACCCUUCUCGCGAUAAAAAUACCUCAGGCAUGAACCGCAGGAGGGGCACCCGCUACCUCGAGCUCAACAGCUCGCCUAAAAAGCACUAUUUUUUAUGUGUGUUUCCGCUGUUCUCGCUUCAUUUAAAAACGCUGUCCGCCAGCACCUGCUACCUCGAGCUCGACAGCUCGCUGGAGCACAUGCUGUUCGUGAACUACUGGGACUCUGUGGUGGGGACCAUGCCUCUCACUUGCUCAGGCCUCCUUGAACCAGGCGACACCCCGCCGCCCGAAACGCUCGCACACGCCGGCCUCCGUGCUCUCCAGGCAAACCGACAGAGUGAGCCGCACGCCCACGCCAUCGUGCUGGACCCCUACUUCGGGAAGGUGGCCUUCAUCCCGGACCUCGGCAUGCUCCAGAAUGGCACCUUGUACAUGUAG